CAAAACAAAACGAUAAGUUCGUGCGAAUGUUUCGGUUUGCGUGUUUAGUUUACGGCAAUUAUUGGACAUUUUCAGUGAAACCAAACAUGAUUAUGAUGUAAUUAUAUACGUAAAAUAGUAAAAUCGAGCUCGUUAGACCUAUAAAAUGUCGUUGACAAUGUUGCGUACGCUUUGUCGCCAACAACAGCUAGUGCAAAAGCAAACCAGUUUCAUCCACGCCCGAUUCUGCCACCCGGCAACCGAACCGCAUAAGAAUGACAAACCCGGAAAUGAAAAACAAGCAAUUUCGACCGUUCCCAAGGAGAAGCUCGCCGUCAGAUACAGCCGAGAAAAUGUCAAGCGAAACGUCCGGGGCUACGUGUUUUCCCGGUUCUUCGACUACGUCAAGAACUAUGACCAAGUGCUGGAGAAGAAGUUUCCCUCGGCAAUGCACGUCUAUCGGGUGUUUCUGGUGGGCGUUAAGGAGUUCUUCGGGGACAUGAAGAAGCUAGUCAAAAUUACCAAAAUUGUUUACGCGAACCAAAACGAUCUGCGGUGCCUGAACCGCAAGGAAAUCGAGCUGUACUACCAGAUGCCGCGAGACAUGAAGAAGGUGGCGCCAGUUUUGUUGAUUUCGGCGCUUCCGUUUGCGAACUAUGUGGUGUUUCCGCUGGCGUACAUGUAUCCGAGGACAUUGCUCACAUCUCAUUUUUGGUCGAUCCAGCAAAAGGGAGAAUUUGCCCAGCAAGAUUUGAAACAGCGUUUGCUGUACAAUCGACGUGUGUUUCGCUGUAUGCAGUCAAAGCUGGACAUGCUACGAAAAACGCAAGAUCCUUUGCAGGAGAAAUUCAACAACAUUCUGGGACUGCUGGGCAGUGGCUUGCAUCCUACUUCGGACGAAAUUCUGGAUAUAAAAGAGCUAUUUACACGACCUCCGUUGAACUUGCGAUCGCUGUCGUCCGUACACCUCAAGUAUCUCUGUCGAUUACACGAUAUACACGCCGGGCUAAUGCGGAGAUUCCGGCUGUCCGAAAGGGCAUACGUGGUCCAUCACAUGGAUAUGGCCAUCAAGCGUGAGGGUGGCGUACACAACAUGCCAAUCGAGUCUCUCAAGCACGCUUGUUUCAUCCGGGGACUGAAUGCUACCAAUCUCAGCACCGAGAAUAUGGUCCACUGGCUGAAUGAAUGGGUCAAAGUGUCCUUAAUCAUCAACCAGGAUAACAUCAGUCUGUUCCUUCAUCUCCCGAUUUUGUUGUCCUACAACCAUCCGAACAACUGGAUACUGACACAUUGAGGAAUAAGUUAAGUUUGAACAUGUUUUAUUUUGAAUAAAUCUUUAUUUAAAAAACAUU
Uranotaenia lowii is the source of this 1331-nucleotide messenger RNA. Its product is annotated as LETM1 domain-containing protein 1. NCBI's taxonomy places the organism in Eukaryota, Metazoa, Arthropoda, Insecta, Diptera, Culicidae. Gene Ontology annotation, biological process: intracellular monoatomic cation homeostasis. The transcript has 3 exons. The record is from RefSeq and is a predicted model, not a curated record. The coding region runs from base 146 to 1273 and encodes 375 amino acids. Gene Ontology annotation, cellular component: mitochondrial inner membrane. Gene Ontology annotation, molecular function: ribosome binding.